AUGGUACGCGCCCUCGUCUUGGAUCAUGCCCGCCAUGCGCACAAAUUCGUGGUCACAGCCUUCCUAACAGGUUCCCGAAUCCUCGGUCGAUCAUUCGUCGCAGCUUAUAAGCAGGCUCAGGCCGCCUCAGCGUACCAGCGAGCGCAAGCCAAGGCCGGCAACACAUCCGCUGGUGCCUCUCUCUCCUCUGGCAUGACUCUCGAUGAGGCAUGCAAGAUUCUCAACGUCAAGCCCCCGGCUGGUGGACAAGCCAAUGUUGAGGAGGUUCUCUCACGUUAUAAACGACUGUUUGACGCCAACGAUCCUCAAAAGGGUGGCAGUUUCUAUCUCCAGAGCAAGAUCGUAAGAGCAAAGGAGCGAUUCGAGCGAGAGAUCGGUCCUAUACGGGAGAAGAUGGAGCAGGAGGCUGAAAUCAAAGAGGGGUUCAAGCCCAAGGUCUACAAGGACUGA
Messenger RNA from Fusarium tjaetaba, 450 nucleotides. Its product is annotated as mitochondrial import inner membrane translocase subunit TIM16. Lineage: Eukaryota; Fungi; Ascomycota; Sordariomycetes; Hypocreales; Nectriaceae. Gene Ontology annotation, cellular component: TIM23 mitochondrial import inner membrane translocase complex. The transcript is spliced from 2 exons. The coding region runs from base 1 to 450 and encodes 149 amino acids. The record is from RefSeq and is a predicted model, not a curated record. Gene Ontology annotation, biological process: protein import into mitochondrial matrix.